Salvelinus namaycush (lake trout) is the source of this 1652-nucleotide messenger RNA. RefSeq names its product glycoprotein endo-alpha-1,2-mannosidase-like protein. Gene Ontology annotation, molecular function: alpha-mannosidase activity. The record is from RefSeq and is a predicted model, not a curated record. Lineage: Eukaryota; Metazoa; Chordata; Actinopteri; Salmoniformes; Salmonidae. Gene Ontology annotation, cellular component: Golgi apparatus. Bases 1 to 1332 code for a protein of 443 amino acids. The transcript is spliced from 4 exons.
AUGACACGGCUGCGCAAGAAAGCUUUCAUUGCACUUUUCUUAUUCACCCUCUUCAUCUUCGGGACCAUGAUGGGCCUCAGAACACUGAAACCCAGCGAUGGCUUCUCAGACCUGGCCCCGGGAAUGGGAGAGUUUGUGGGGGAAAGAGGAGGCGACCGGCGACGGCCAGUUUCAAACGACAUGGUAGUUUCCCCUGGUCAGUCCCAUCUAGCCAGCGACACCAAAGUCGUCUUCACAAAAUCCGACCGUGACUACAGUAUAUUCUACGACGUACAAAUCUUCUAUUACCUAUGGUACGGCAACCCACAGAUGGACGGUAAAUAUAUUCACUGGGACCAUGUUCUAGUACCGCACUGGGACCCUAAGAUCGCCGCCAGCCACGCCAAAGGAAGACACACUCCUCCGGAGGACAUAGCGUCGAGUUUCUACCCGGAGCUAGGACCAUACAGUUCCAGAGACCCCACCGUGCUGGAGUCACACAUGUCGCAGAUUGAAGCGGCUGCAGCAGGGGUACUGGUUCUGUCUUGGUACCCGCCUGGCAUUGCAGACAACCAUGGUGAGCCAUGUGAAGACCUGGUGCCUGCUGUCAUGGACGCUGCCCACAGACACAGCAUCAAGGUGGCGUUCCACAUCCAGCCGUACACGGGACGGACUGACCUCAGCAUGCACGAUAACAUCAAAUACAUCAUUGACAAGUACGGGAACCAUGGCGCCUUCUACCGCUUCAGGUCGACCACGGGGCGGAUCCUUCCUCUGUUCUAUGUCUACGACUCCUACCUGACCCCGCCUGAGGCCUGGGCCGACCUGCUCCACCCCGCCGGCGCCCACACCCUCCGCGGCACGCUCUACGACGGCGUCUUCCUCGCCCUGGUCGUAGAGGAACGCCACAAACACGACAUCCUGGCCGGUGGCUUCGACGGCAUGUAUACAUACUUCGCCUCCAACGGCUUCUCCUUCGGCUCCUCUCACCAGAACUGGAAGGCGGUCAAGGACUUCUGUGACGGUAACAACCUGCUGUUUGUGCCCAGCGCCGGGCCGGGAUACGUCGACACCGCAGUGAGGCCAUGGAACAACCACAACACGAGGAAUAGGGUCAACGGACGCUAUUAUGAGACCAGCCUACAGGCUGCGCUGUCGGUGCGGCCGGAGAUCGUGACCAUCACGUCGUUCAACGAGUGGCAUGAGGGGACACAGAUUGAGAAGGCGGUGCCCAGGAAGACGGUGACGCGGCUGUAUCUGGACUACCAGCCCCACCGGUCAGAUCUAUACCUGGAACUCACCAGGAAGUGGGCAGAACACUUCAACAAGGAGAAAGACAAGUGGCUCAUGUAGAGGACAGGAGUCCUGACUGGACUGGGUCGAUGGGAAUAAUACCUUUUGGGUGUGACUGGAGCAAGUAAAACUGAGGAGCUUUUCACACUACUGAGCUGAGCCAAACCAAGCUGUACUGAGCUGUCCUGGUUAGUGGUUACUAUCCACCAUAGUUGCUGGAACCUGCUGAAAAAAAAUGGAAAGAAAAUAGCACAGCCAACACAGUUUGGUUCAGCAUGGUAGUGAGAAAAGGGUAGGAGUGGCCUCAUUGCUGGGUAUUCUGGGUCCUUGUGAUUAUAAACCAUAUUUAUUUUGACAGUGAAGCAAAAAUUUGCCAAUUU